Molecule: messenger RNA, 2361 nt
Organism: Canis lupus familiaris (dog)
Lineage: Eukaryota; Metazoa; Chordata; Mammalia; Carnivora; Canidae
Gene: CCDC122
Product: coiled-coil domain containing 122
Exons: 7
Coding region: 400-1152 (250 amino acids)
Source: RefSeq, a predicted model, not a curated record
GCCGGCCCCUUGGUUUAACCACCGGAGCCCAUCCAUCCCUGAGAACCGGCUCGUGUUAGCGCUUGGCGACUCGCCCCAUCCAGGUUCCAGUAAUCGGCCUCGGGGUGGAGUUCGUUUGUAGUUCUUGGGGUUUGUUUUUUUUUAAGUGCGGUUUUUGUCGUUGUUGUUCCCAGAAACACUUGGUUGAACCUUCCUUGCUGACCGGACCAACACUCCUUACAGCUCCUUUCCUUGUACUGACCAGGUCUUACGUGCCCAUUUAAAAAUAUGGACCCCUCGUAGAAAGCUAGAAGGCAGUGACUCUUAGAAUUGUGAUAAAUUAGCACCCUCGGCUAACCUCGAAGAGUACAGGUGUAGCAUACAUUUAGAAGUAUUGAACAUCUACUACGUGGAAGGCAGAUGCUAAGGCAUAAAAGAGGUGAACCAGAAAGGGAGAAAGACAGUAGAAUGUCAGGCAACAAAGAAAGGAAGAGUCAAGGAGUUCCUGAAGAAGCUCUGGCUAACCAAGGCACAUCUUCAUUAACUGAUGCAGUAGAACAAGUUGCAAAGCAACAACAAUCACAAACAUCAGAAAUAGAAAAAAACAAAAAAGUUCUAUUACAUUUGCAGAGUGAACUCCGUGAGCUUAAAAACCAAAUAGCAUCUGUCUCUGCAGAAACUAAAGAAACAGAAAGGCAAAUUUAUCAGCAGGAUGCUGCCAUAGAGAAUGCCAAACUUCAGUGUGGGAAUCUGGAAACUCAAAUCAAAUCCUUACAUACAGAAAAUGUAAAGCUUCAAUUUGACAUAGAAGCAGCCCAGGAACACUUUGAGGAAUAUAUGAUAAAAUAUAAUGAAUAUUAUACAAAAAUAAAAGCGCAUAAAGAUAGUUUGGUGGAGGUAGAAAGCAAAUGGUCACUGAUGACUGCACUCCAUGAAAAACGAGAGCUUGUUAAAAAACUAAAAACAAUGAAAGAGGAACUUAUGCAAAAUCUCCAAAAUCCAGAAGGAAAUCACAUAAAACAAGUACAGGAAGAUAUUACAAAGCUAAAGGAUACAAUUAUCACUGUAAAAGAAUCUAUCAUUGAAAAAACUUAUUUUCUUGAGGAAGAAAAAAAGACACAUGAAAAAUUAAGAAAAGAAAUAGAGGUGCACAUGGAACAUUCAACAAGAUAAUAUACUAGGAAUACUUUGAAAUACUUAGAGUGUCUUGGUCCCUUUUCCCCUGCUUUUGCUGCUGCUGCUGCUGCUACUGCUACUGCUGCAUAAUUGUGUUUCAAUAUAAUUGAUUUACUUUGUAAUUGUGUAUGUUUUAUUUUAUGCAUUAAAAACAUUAUUCUAAAGUGUCCACAGCCUUCACCAUACUACCCAUGGCAUAAUAAAGAACCCAUGGCAUAAUAAAGGCAAAGAAGCUGUGAGCUAAGGGAGGAACUUAGAAAGGUAAUAACCUUUGCUGAGGGAAAAGCAGAGAGAUGUGAAGAGAUUUGAACCCUUACACAGCAAUCAUGGGACUGUAAAAAUGGUGCAGUCACUAUGGAAAACAGUCUGACAAUUCCUCGAAUGGUUGAACAUAGAGUUACCAUAUGAUCCCUCCUUAGGUAUAGACCCUAGAGUGGAAUAUUAUUUGGCAAGAAAAAGGAAUGAGAUUCGAAUACUUGUUACAACAUGGAAGGCCCUUAUAAAGGUUAUGCUUUCUUUGCCACAUCUAUUGCGAGAAUGAAAACCAUUCUCAGCAAUCAGACUGUUGACAUUCCAGAAAAUGUUGACAUCACCCUGAAGGGACACACUGUGAUCAUGAAGGGCCCCAGAGGAACCCUGCAAAGGGACUUCAAUCACAUCAAUGUAGAACUCUGUCUUCUUGUAAAGAAGAAGAGGCUCCGAAUUGACAAAUAGUGGGGAAAUAGAAAACAACUGGCUACCGUUUACACGAUCUGUAGUCACGUACAGAACAUGAUCAAGGGCAUUACACUGGGCUUCCAUUACAAGAUGAGGUCGUUGUAUGCUCACUUUCCCAUCAACAUUGUUAUUCAGAAUGGUUCUCGUGUUGAAAUCCGAAAUUUCUUAGGUGAAAAAUAUAUUCGCAGGGUUCGGAUGAGGCCAGGUGUUGCUUGUUCUGUAUCUCAAGCCCCAAAAUAGUUAAUUCUUGAAGGAAAUGACAUUGAACUUGUUUCGAACUCAGCUGCUUUGAUUUAGCAAAUGAUAACUGUUAAAAACAAGGAUAUCAGAAAAUUUUUGCAUGGUACCUUUGUUUCUGAAAAAGGAACAGUUCAGCAGGCUGAUGAAUAAGAUCUAAGAUGUCCAGCAACAGAAACAGCAAGAUGCCAGAUGAUUUUUCAGACUUAUUUGUGAUACCUUAAGAAUGCAAUAAAAAUUAUACUGAAAAAA